Doryrhamphus excisus (bluestripe pipefish) is the source of this 5163-nucleotide messenger RNA. The record is from RefSeq and is a predicted model, not a curated record. NCBI's taxonomy places the organism in Eukaryota, Metazoa, Chordata, Actinopteri, Syngnathiformes, Syngnathidae.
GGUCAGGUAUAGACACCCAUUCACAGCAUAUUCUUUAUUUGUAUUAAAUAAGACAUAUAUUUUAAUAGUUUAAAAUAGUUUAAUGUAUGUUAUCUUCCAUAAAGUGCAUUUUCUCGUUAAAAAAUUGCAUUUAACUAGGAAAAACACUCAGCUCGUGGGCUAAUUGAUAAGCUAGCAAAGUUCACGACAAACGUUAGCUGCUUUUCCCCGUUCGCUGUAUGCCAGGCAGCCGGAAGCAGAGGAAGAAGUGGGUGAAAGUGAAACUGCAGAUCCGCGAGGAGGAGGAAGAGGAUAUUGCAUCUGGCUCUGUGGCAGCACACACCCCACACUCCUCCACAGAGAUGCAUCCCGACGCCAGGGACCACUUCUCUUCUCUGGAGUCACCCCGGCUUUGAAACAUGGUGCAGAAAUCCCUCAACGGCGGGGUUUACCCAACUCAAGCCGGGGAGAGGAAGCACAAAGUCGGCUUCGUGGGUCUGGAGCCCCCCGGUGGUCCCGAGUCCAGCCGGGACGGGGCUCUGCUGAUUGCGGGCGCGGAGAGCAGCACCAAGCGGGGCGGCAGCAUCCUGUGCAGACCCAGAGGCAGCAUCUCCGCCAGACCCCCCAAGAAAAAUGCCAGCUAUCGCAAACUGCAGAAUUUUCUCUACAAUGCGCUGGAGAGACCUCGGGGAUGGGCGUUCAUCUACCAUGCUUAUGUCUUCCUCUUGGUCUUUUCCUGUCUCAUUCUCUCCGUCUUUGCCACCAUUAGAGAGUUCAAAAAUAGCUCAGAGAGUGCUUUGUACAUCCUGGAAAUCGUGACCAUUGUGGUGUUUGGAGUGGAGUACAUUGUGCGAAUAUGGGCGGCCGGUUGCUGCUCUCGAUACAGAGGAUGGAGAGGGAGGCUGAAAUUUGCCCGGAAGCCUUUUUGCGUCAUAGACAUGAUGGUGCUGGUUGCCUCGGUGUCUGUGCUGGCGGCCGGAUCGCAAGGCAAUGUUUUUGCAACGUCAGCCAUCAGAAGUCUGAGAUUUCUGCAGAUCCUCCGCAUGCUGCGUAUGGAUCGCCGCGGCGGGACUUGGAAGCUACUCGGUUCGGUCGUGUACGCCCACAGCAAGGAGCUCAUCACGGCAUGGUACAUUGGCUUCCUGUGUCUUAUCCUAGCUUCAUUCCUGGUCUACUCUGUGGAGAAGGAGUCUAACAAAGAGUUUGAAACCUACGCUGACGCCCUUUGGUGGGGACUGAUAACUCUUACCACAAUUGGCUAUGGAGAUAAGGUCCCCAAAACGUGGAAUGGACGCUUAUUGGCGGCCACCUUCAGCAUGAUCGGCGUGGCCUUCUUUGCACUUCCUGCUGGCAUCCUUGGUUCUGGUUUUGCCCUCAAAGUCCAAGAGCAACACAGGCAGAAGCAUUUCGAAAAGAGACGUAACCCUGCAGCAAGCCUGAUCCAGGCUGCUUGGAGGUUUUAUGCAACCAACCUGUCCCGCACGGAUUUGAUAUCUACUUGGGAUUUCUAUGAGCAGACCGUCGCUAUGCCAAUGUACAGAAUAAUUCCACCUCUGAAUCAAUUGGACCUGCUGAGGAAUCUGAAAGGGAAGUCCUUCAGGAAGGAUUCCCAAACAGAAAGCUCUCCCAGUAAUGAGAAUGCACACAAUGACAGACUUUGCGGGUGCUGUCCAACAACUUUUAGUCGGAAGGCAAGCUUGAAGGACAAGGUGUUCCCCAGUCCUUCCAAGGCUCCUUUGGCCAAAGGGAGAGACCAGUCUCCUGGUCCGGAAGAUGGCGCUGAAGUCAGCCCUGGCAAGGUCUCCAAGAGCUGGAGCUUUACAGAGAAGAACAGAGGAGGGCCCAAGCAUGCUUUCAGAGUCCGGGGCAGCGCCUCACGGCAGAACUCUGAGGCAAUUGAAGGUUUAAUAAGACGUCCUUGUCUUUGCACUGCAGAGGCCAGCUUCCCAGGAGAGGACAUUGGCGACGACAAAAGUUGCCACUGUGAGUUUCUCACUCAGGAACUACCGCCAGGCUUGAGGGUUGCCAUACGAGCAAUAUGCAUCAUGAAGUUCAUGGUGUCCAAGAGGAGGUUCAAGGAGAGCCUCCGACCAUACGAUGUCAUGGAUGUGAUCGAGCAGUAUUCUGCAGGACAUCUGGACAUGCUGACCCGUAUUAAGAACCUGCAAUCCAGAGUUGACCAGAUCGUGGGUAAAGGUCCUAAAGGGGAAGCCGACGCUACAGAGGACCAAAGCAUGAUGGGACGUUUAGUCAAAGUCGAGAAGCAGGUGGUCUGCAUGGACAGAAAGGUGGAUUUUCUGGUCCAUGCGUAUAUUCAACGUAUGGGCAUCCCUCGUUCCGAGACGGAGGCGUUUUUUAAUUCCAAGGAACCGUACCCGGCCCCGCCUUACCACAGCCCGGAGCACACCAAGGAGGAAAAGGAGGAGGUCGUCGAGGCCGAAAAGGAAGUCAACGCGUGCUCAGGCAUCGCUGAAAUCCAGUCUUCCACCGAGCGUAAAGACGUUUUAUCGGACGCGUCGGCGUCAGCGGCGACGCCGUCGGGCAGUCGUCCGUCUACCUCGUGGCAGCACCAGCUCCAGCACCCAGUCAGCCAGCCGGCCUGGAGCAGCAGCUUAGCCAACACCCCCGAUUCCCCGCCUCUGUUCCGUCUCCCGCCUCCGCCGGCUCCGCUCCAUGACCGCUCAAGUCAGGAUAGCGGAUCCCUGAGCAGGAGACGCCACCGCAGGCAGAGGCGGCGUCCGCGGGAGGGCGCCAAUGCAGAAAGCGACACGUCUCUUUCCAUCCCGUCGGUGGACCACGAGGAACUGGAACGUUCCUUCAGCGGAUUCAGCAUCUCUCAGGCAAAAGAGGACUUUUUUGGGCCCUCUUUUUUUGCAGGCGGUGGCACAGAUUGCGGACCCGCAGCGGGAUCUGACCCUGGAGCCCCGCCUCCGUUAUGUGCCAAGGUGAGACCUUUCCUAGCAGAGGGCGAAUCCGACACAGACUCCGACCUCUACGCUCCCUCGCCUCUGUCCUUCACCGGUGAGGCCUCCUGUGGGGAGAGAGGAUGGCCUGGACACAAGUAGCUCCGCCCAUUGCUUCUGGUUAUGUGACCUUCAAGACAAUGUGAGUGAAGGGCAAAGAAUAUAAAGAGAUGUGUUUUGAUUAGGGAUGUCUGAGAUUGGCUUUUUGGACGAACUCUCAAUAUCGAGAAUAGAGUCGGACGAACUCUCGAUUAUCGGUUUUCAUGAUUGGAAAAAAAUUCCGAUAUCGAUAUUGCAUUUUUAUGCAAAUAUCGGACCGCUAAUUAUCCCUAGUUUUGAUGUAUUUCUUUGUGAAAACAAAAACAAACCAUUUCCACGUUAUGUAAACCAGGAAGUAGCCUGCUAGCAAAAAAAAAAAGGGACACAAAUGCUGUAAUUAUUUGACUUUAAUUAGACAAAUGUAUUAAACCAUGUUGGCUAUUUCAGUCAAGAGGUACUUCCUGUUUGUUAACCAGGAAGUAGAACCGAACAAACACUAAUUUAUUUAUGCUAAUUUGAGUCACUAAAACCCAUUUCCUUUAGGCUGAAAUUGAAAAAAUAGAGCAGUCCAAAAUACUACAUAUGUAUACAAGGAAGUACAUAGCCUACUAGUAGCCUACUAGUCUCUUUUGUUUAAUUUUUUUUUCAAAUUUUAAUCACAAAAAAAAGCUAGCCAAAAUUUCAGUCUCAAAAAACAUUCCGCUUAUGUUUUUUUAAUACUAUCUCGACACCGUACAUCAACGAGGGAGUAGCCCGCUAGCUAAAAAAAAAAAAAGAGAGACAGUGAAACAUACAGCAAUAUGUGAUUAUGGAAUUUAUUUUAUUCUAAGUAGCUUGAGUCACGAUAGAAAACUUUCACCCAGCUUGCUAGCAACAAAUAAAAACAAGUAACACACGGUAAUUAAAUCACUCUAGUUGGACGAGGCAGCACGGUGGAUUAGCGGUUAGCAAGACAGUGAAACCCAAAUAUGAUGCUGAAGGAUUUUUUUCAAAGUUUUCUUUUUUUUUGUUGCUAAUUUAAGUGACAAAAAGCACGGUACGGCCCCCAUAUGUCAAUCAUUAUUAAAUAGCAAGUAUCCUGAAAGCUGAAAAAAAUUAAAUAAUAAAUUAAACGCAAGUAUGGCACCGGGCAAUUGAUUCACUUUCAUUAGAGGAAUUAAUUUUCUUUUUUUUGCCGAUUUGAGUUACAAAAAUGUUCCCAUUGUGCUAUAGAAAAAAAAGAAAAAAAUGUUUUCAUGAUUGGAAAAAAUUCCGAUACCAAUAUUGAAUUUUUAUGCUGAUAUCAGGCCGCUAAGUAUCCUUAGUUUUGAUGUAUUUUUUGAUUGUGCUAUAGGAAAAAAAAAGUUCUGUAAUAUGCCAUUGUUUAUAAACCAGGAAGUAGCCUAACUUGGAAAAAACAUUCACAAUUACGCAAUUGUUUUACUUUUACAUUAUUUUUUUCUUUUUUUACUCAUUUAAGUGAUGAAAAAUGUCCCCUUUGUGCUAAAAUAACAAAAAUGGUCUUCAUACAAUAACUUCAUACAUGACUUUCCAAACACAAAACAUGAUUAUUAUACAUGCUAUUAGUAAAUGAUAAGGUUAGUAAACAUAGGUUAGAAACUAGAAACAUAAAUAUAUGACACAAGAACUCCCCAAGAUAUUUUAAUGAGGUAGUGAAGCCCCUGCAUGGCAUGGUUAAAAAAAAAAUUAUAAUAAUAACUUGGCCUCAUAAAUUCCUGUUUAGGAAAUAAGUGCAUUAAGUUGUCAGUCAGUUGUGAGUCCAUGGUUGUAGCACUAAACGCAUGGGAUGUUAAAGGGGACAAAGCAUGAUCUUGUUACUGUAAAACUAACCCCAAUCAUCACACGGUAACACUUUUAACACCAGGGACACCCAUUAGACAAUUCUCAUUGGUCGUAGCUGCAGACCCCCCAGGCAUGUUCACACACGCUCAUGUAAGUGCACCGUCCUGUUCUGUUAAUAAACGUUUUUGUACAUGCUAAAUGUCAUGUGUUUGUGUCUCAUUAUAAGGCUAUGCUAAACCCAACACAGAUGGUAACCAAUAAGGAUCGACCCAUACAGGCGGCGGGAAUGGGGGGGUGGUGGAUGCGUCUCACUGCAGAGGAGCAGUCAUCACAUCGAUGCUAAAUACGACAGAAAUGUUUAGCACAUGGUUGAAUAUUUAUUCCUUUUAAAGUUGAUGAU